Culicoides brevitarsis is the source of this 723-nucleotide messenger RNA. RefSeq names its product MORN repeat-containing protein 4 homolog (gene rtp). Gene Ontology annotation, cellular component: cell projection. The coding region runs from base 220 to 687 and encodes 155 amino acids. NCBI's taxonomy places the organism in Eukaryota, Metazoa, Arthropoda, Insecta, Diptera, Ceratopogonidae. Gene Ontology annotation, biological process: response to axon injury. The record is from RefSeq and is a predicted model, not a curated record. The transcript is spliced from 2 exons.
UUUCCAAGUAGUUUUUACGGCAAGUGUGUCGAAAGUCGUAACAAGGAGCAGUUGAGGAAAGGAGAGGCAAUAAAAUUUAAUAAAAUUAAUUAAAAAGUUUUUUUUUCACGUUGAAAUUUUAAAUAAAUGCUCAAAAGUGCAUUGCCUUGAAAGUUUUUGUGCCGACAAAUAAAUAAAUUGUCGUGAAGAAAAAUCACAAGCACUUGAUUUGACGCAAAAAUGGCAGCAAUUACGGGAGCUGUUCGGUGUGGCGGUUAUCGGUAUGAUGAUGGGACGCGAUAUGUUGGGGAUUGGAAUCAACGAGGACAGAAACACGGAAUGGGACAUUUGCUCUUGAAGGAUGGAACGCGUUAUGAUGGCGCUUUUAGCAAUGGACUUUGCUCUGGAUUGGGCGUUAUGGUUUUUUCUGAUGGAGCAAAAUACGAAGGCGAAUUCAUGCAAGGCUGGUUCCACGGACACGGCGUUUUCUGGCGCGCGGAUGGCAUGAAAUUCGAAGGCGAAUUCCGCGGAGGUCGAAUUUGGGGCUACGGAUUAGUCACAUUUGCCGAUGCUUCGCACGGCUUUCCACGCAACGAAGGCUUUUUCCAAGAUUGUCGCAUGAUAAGACGAAAAAACUGCCCUGACGUCGUUCAAAGAGCGCAAAAAGUCGCACUUAUGGCACGCGCUCAAUGCGACCAACCCCAUUGAAAAUCAAUAAAUUUUGCAGCAAAAAUUAAAAAUUUA